CCGCCCCGGAGACUAGAGCCGCCCGGGAAGGCGGGGCCUGCAAUUCCGGGGGCUCUGGGUCCAAGUUCAGAGCCGUGCACCCAGCGCCCGGGACCGGUACCUGGCGCCUGGAACCCCUGACCAUUGCUUCUAGAGAUUGCACAGCUGCCAGUUUGGGGGCUUGAUCCAAUCAGGAACACCCUGAAGUGAAGAUGGCCCCAUCCUGAUUUACUUCUAAGGAGACUGAAGUCCAGACUGGUUGUUCAAGAUCCAGCAACUAAGCCCCGGGGGCUGAGUGUGUUUGGCCUACUCCUCACUGGCAAUUCUCCAAUCUCCUAACUCCUUCUGGGAAGACCAGGCUUUCAAAACCCCAAAGCCCUGAAGACUGAUGGCUGCUGGAGUGUCCACCUUGCUCAGCCUGCCCAGCCCCUGCUGAUCAUCAUGGCUGCUGGGAAAGAGGCUCCUCUGAGCCCUUCAGCUGAAAACAGAUGGGGGAUUAGUGGUCCUGAGCAGAGCUUGGGUCACAAGCAGGUGCUGCUUGAGAAAACAAACCACUUGGGCUCCGUUACUGCCACAAGUAGGGGUGGCCUGGUUGUGGGUAGUGCUGAGUUGGCUGUGCCAACAGUACCAGACAAGCCCAGACUGGGCAAGCCACUGCCCAGGAAGACACAUGGGGAAGAAAGGCAGGGUGCUUUCAUGGACCUGCCACAGCUCCAUGAGAGACGAGGGGGUGAUCAGGAGAAGGAGCACAGAGAUGCUUCAGGCCAGCCUGACCCUCAGCAGCAUAGCCAAGAUGUUCCCAGGGCCCCAGUGGGCAGCACAGUCUCCUCUGUGUGGCCUGGCACAGCCCGAGGUGAGCAGAGGAGCGCCUUCAGCAAACCCACCAAGCGCCGAGCAGAGAGGCCUGGGCCCACCUCCAUCUUCCAAGCAGGUGAAUCUGCAGACUCCCUAAUGGAGCUCUCCGGAUUUCUCAGUACUCUAGAUAUCCCUUGUUGGGGUCGAAUGUCAACUUCCAAGCUGGUGGUUGGCGAUUUCUGGAACUUGCACACAUUGUCACAGAACGCUCUGCUCUGCAGCACUUUCCAGGGUGCCCCUGUGCUGUGGCUGGAGCACACCCAGGCCCAGGUACCCACAUCUUCUCCAGCCUCACGGGCCCUCCUGCCACCCACAAUCACCUCCCUGGGCUUCUCCACCCAGAACUGGUGUGCCAAGUGCAGCCUCUCCUUUCGCCUGACCUCUGACCUGGUCUUCCAUAUGCGAUCCCACCACAAAAAGGAGCAUGUGGGACCUGACCCACACUCUAAGAAGCGCAGGGAAGAGGCCCUCAUCUGCCCUGUUUGCCGUGAGUAUUUCCGGGAGCGCCACCAUCUCUCCAGGCACAUGACUUCUCACAGUUAACAGGUGGCAGAGGAGCAAACCUAACUCAGCGAUGAGGCAGAGGGAGCUCCCUGGCCUGCCUCAAGGCCAUCACAAUACUGCAGCUCUGUUGUAAUUUGGAAAAAAAAACAGACCAGAACUUGUGAUGUAUCUUGCAAGAAAUGAAGUCAUGAAAUAAAAGGAUGCACUUUGCUCAUCCAGACUGAUGGGACCAUUGGCACAGGGAGUGGGCUGCUUCUGGUUCUGUCUGUUUAUCUGCAUGGAAACAUGUUUGGUGCACACAUAAGCUUUGCAGUCAGGCAAGUGUGCAUUCCAUCUGGACUCUAUCAUCUGUGAGCUGAUACCUGAGCCAUGUUCCUUCAAUCUGCUGAGCCUCCGUUUUCUUAUCUGUAAAAUGGAGGCAAUAAGCCCUUUGUCUGAUGGAUGUUGUCAGAGUCACAAGGAAGGUGUAAACAGCAAUCACCUCACUGCCUGGCAAACUGGGCACCAAGUACAUGAGGUUAUGCUCACUGUCUGCACUAAUCAGCUUUGUUAGCAAUUAAAUCUCAGGGCCACAAUAGCACAGGCAUCUACUUCUCAGCCGCUUGUCAGUAGGGAGACCAGGGUAAGGCAGGCUGGGCUGGACAUGGCUCCAGGUCUCAGGAUCAAUUCGAGUCCAUGCUUUUUUUCUUCUAGGGCACAUGGGCUGCCCAGAACUAACCUCUCUCAUAGUGAUGCCAAGAGCAUGAGAGUGCAAGUCUAGAUACAGAGACACAUCUCAAGCAUUUGCCUGGAUCACAGUGCUUACCUCCCCUGGAACAAUGCAAGUCACAUGGCCAGAUGGCCAGAUCCAAAGUGGAGGACUGGAAAAAAUACACAAUAAAGCUGCAACAAGGAAAUGGAUGGACUUCCCUCCACAGGAGGUGAAGAAUGAGGGCCAGUAGUAGUUCAAUCUACCACCCGCACUGUGGGUCUUCACACUGUGAGUAUGGGAAAAGGGAAAAGUAGAGUACAUGUCAUGUGCAGAAGGGGGCUGAUGCUGCAGGAGCCGCCCUUCCCUGCUGCCCCAGGUGCAGCAGGAAAGAGGAACUCAGGGGCUCAGGGAUACUUGGCAUCCUUCUACCAUGUCAUCCCCCAAACAGUGCAAGAUGUGUAUACUGAAUGUCCACCUUACUGGAGAAAGAAACUAAGCUCAAAAGGGUUUGAGGCUUUCCUAAGACCACUGCUGUGGAGUAGCAGUGCAGAGAAGACCCAAGAUCCCUGAGUCUGAGCUUCUGUCCUUUCCAGUCCACCACAGGUCUGCUCAGCCCAGCACGGUCCCAGGGGAUUGUGGGUGAUUCAGUAAUCAGAACUUAGGGUUAAGCCUAGAUUCCUUGCCUCAAAUUUCAACUUAGCCUUGCUGCAUAUUCCCCCCACCCUCUCAUUGACCUUCUUUUGAGCAUUUUCCACUAUCUUGAAUACUAAGUAGUAUACUGAUUUAUCUUGUUUACUGUAGCUUCUGUCAUUGGUAUGAAAGGACUGACCUUUUUUUUUUUUUCUGUCUUGUUCACUGCUGCAUUCCAUUGUCUAGAACAAUGUGGGCACACAGUGGGUAUUUGAAAGACAUUUGUUGGAUGAGUGAAUGAAAGAAUGCACAAAUGAAAGAAAGAAAUAUUUGUUCUGGCCUCACCCCCUGCCAAAUAUCAAAUUGGUUUUUCAGGAGGGUUUGGUAUCUGUCAAAUGGUGUGCACGCUUGUCUUUUUCUGGCCUACUGGGUUGACCCAUAAUUCCUGUAAAAUCCACUUGACAGAGGAAAAUGUCCCUUCCCAAAAUGCAGUAGACACUUGGAAUUAAAAAGGACUUUAGAUUUAUAGUCUUCUCCGUACUUUGUAGCUGUGGACUUUGGGGUCCACAACAUGAAUUGAUGUGCUCAGUAUUUCAGGGCAAAUAAGUGGUGGAGAAGUCAAGGUUAUAACUCUGAGGUAUCUACACCUGUAGGUCAUCCCUGCCUGCCCACCCCAACUCCACAAGGAACUUCUGCUAUACCAGGUGAUAACUUGAAUGCAAUGAAUAAAGUGACCUCAAAUGUCAUUAUUAUUAUUAAUGUAAUUAUGACCCCACUAUUCACAAGCAGGGGAGGCAUUUUAAGAAGCUGUACAGUUAUGAAGCAACACAACAAAACAUCUUCCACCAACUCUCCUUUUAAAGAUAGAACUAAUGUUACUAAAAAUCAACUUUUAUGAUGGAUGGAGUAAGUCUUGGUAAAAAUUUAUGUACCUACAAGUUGCUUUUCAGGCAUUCAAAUCAACAAAGAUGAUUUAUAGAGGCGACAACUUAGAGUUGAUUAAUGUGACAGUUCUUAAGUAUCACCAGACUGGUUUCCCAGAGUCCUUUUGGAGAUGAGAUCCUCUGUCACCUCUUCCUUCCAGUCUCCUAUGCCGAUGGGAGUGAAGCCACUUGGACCCAUGGUCUGGCUAAGCUCUCUCAGUCACUGCUGUGGUCUGAAUAUUCAUGCCCCCCAAAUUCAUGUUAAGACCCUAACCCCCCAAGGUGACAGUAUGAAGAGGCAGAGCCUUUGGGAGGUUGGAAUUAGUAUCCUUAUAAAAGAGACCUCAGAAUACCAGCGGCCCAGUACCUCCAUGAGGACACAGCCAGAAAGAGCCAUCUAUGAACCAGGAACUCUACCCUCCCUCAUCAGACACUGAGUCUGCUGGCACCUUGAUAUUAGACCUUCCAGCUUUCAGAAUUGUGAGCAAUAAAUUCCUGUUCAAUUUAUAAGCCA
Messenger RNA from Ictidomys tridecemlineatus (thirteen-lined ground squirrel), 4096 nucleotides. The record is from RefSeq and is a predicted model, not a curated record. Lineage: Eukaryota; Metazoa; Chordata; Mammalia; Rodentia; Sciuridae.